AGCUCUAUCUUUCUAGUACUCCUUGAAGUCGUAUCAUCUCUUGGCGACUUGUGUGAUGGUGAAAGGAAGCAUCUGUCUGACUCUGAGCAUAGACAAACCUCAGGCACUAAGUCUGAUCCUUUCUCCAAGGAUCUCUCUUUCCUAGAUGAACAGUGCCAUCAACUGUUCAUUCAGCAGCUCAAUGCUCUACAGGGAAGGUGUAAGAAGCUAGCAAAAGAGGAGGAGAAAGCGAUAGCUGCUGUCAAGACUUCCAGAGAAGUGAAAGAAACAUUGCUAGGAAGAGACAGAGAUGGAGGGGUAGUUAGCUUUAAGGAAUGUGCCUGGAGGAUCACAGAAAGGCUUGCCGGAUAUGAAGAUUGUUUGGACAGACUACUGAGGGAUCUAUGGGACUGGACGGAUGAUCAGGGGAUUAAAGUCCUAGAAGAUAAUCAACAGCUGCUCAUAGAAGCAAGAUGGGUGAAGAAACUCAUGGCAUUGGCCUUAGAGUUCAAAAGACAAAGGAGCAAAACGGCCACUACGAGAGAUGAAACUGAGAGGCAUAAAAGAGUUCUGAAGCUUUCAUCAGACUGUUUUGCUGCCCUGCUUCUGCCUCUACAAAGCACACUGUUUCAGUGGUUAUGGGACCAGCCAAACGGACCCACCCUCUUCAAGGACAGCGCGGUUAUCAAUGUAGAACAAGAACUAACACAUGUGUUCAACCGACUGGUAUCAGGUUCAACAGAUACUCAACUCACAGAGAGAGCCAGAGAGAUCUGUAGCAUUGCUCUUCACUGUCCAAGCUCCACCCUGCGGAAGGCUAUACAAGAGGCUAUCAGCAAUGCAGAGGCAGGCAGCUUGAUUUGUAAGGUUCUGCAGUGUAUGCCAUUCUUGGUACAGCUUCGAAUUGAUGGAGCCACAUGUUUCCUCACAGAGCUUAGCAGCUUUGUCAGGACUCUUGGUGUGAGACAACUCUCAACUUCUGAGGAACUGAACCUCUUCAAGUUUGCAGACAGUGCCAUACAGAGCUACCAUCCACCAACCCAUCCAGGAAACCCCUUCACCUGCCCACCCCUCAUCAGCCCUCUCCACCUGGCCGACUCGUGCAUCUGGCCCUUCCUUGGUCCUGCAUCACUGGACCACACCCAUAGACCUGGUCCUGGACCUCCCUCCUUGUAUCUACAUGUAACUCCGGAGUCUCCCACUCCCAGAAUUUCCGUUCCCAGACGUAUAACAUUGAAGUUCUUGGAUCUUGUGCUUAAAACCAGCUUGUCCUCGACAGAUGGACUGGAGCCAGAUGCGCUUGAUAUCAGUGUGUGCUUCUCUACCAUGCUCAGCCUGUGCCAGAUAUUACAGGACUGUACUGUCCCAGAUGAUGGAGAUGUUACGUAUAACUUCCUCAUCAAGGAAAUGACCUCUGACCUACUCGAGAGGGUGUCCGCAUAUGUCCGACAAGUUCACACAGAUAACCUGUCAGUAUGUUUGGAGUGGCUGGUUGAAGAGACAUCGGAUCUGGACUGGACUGUGAGACUCGCCAUUAACGCACUGUUCUCUGAUGCGGUUCCUUCCUGUAGAAAGGAAGUCAUCUCAUGUAUAGAACAAAUCACUGGCUGCUUACAGCCCUCUCCAACCAUCGAGUCUUUACCAUUGUAUGGAGAAUGGAGUUGCUCUCUGAUGGCUUUAUUCCAAGGGGCUAGGAUAUCAUCUCGGUUAUCAAAGCAGUUUGUCAAGAGUUUAUCAGGAACAUUCCUACCAAAAACGUCUGCUUUGAGGGCAGAUUUCUACCGAGCGGUUUGUCUUGGAUUGGCCCAAGUGCUUCCUCAUAGUAGCACUCCAGAAUGGCUGAACGUUCUUGACACCCUUGAUCUGCUGAGGUCGGAGGGAUUGCUUCAUGUUUCCUACACCUCCCACUUCAUGACCAGCUUACCUUCAUGUGAUAUCACGGUGUGUCAGCGCCCUUUACAGUUGAGUCAAGUCUUCACCACAGUGAUCCAGCUGUUGGGUGAAGCGGGUUUUUCUGAUCGGCUGAAAGAUGACCAAUGGCAACAUAUCACCAAGAGCUAUGCGCAGCUUAUGAAGAUGAUCCUGUCCAAUGCCACAGAGAGCAUCUCAUCGAGUCCAUCAAGCUCCGCCCAUGCUGCUCCUCAAGUCUUCCUGAUUGGCCAGCUCUUCUGUCAAUCAUGCGAGGUCUCCAGGCGUGUCCCUGGGUUGGCCACGGAGCAGCUCUUCGUCUGGUGUCUGGAGCUUGUCACGAGGGUGGAGGAACUCCUUGGUUGCCAUAGUGAUAAUAAUGUUGAUGUCGUCCGUGAUGUGGCACACCAAGAGAUGAAGACACUGAGUAGAGCUAUUGAAUGGCUUCCAAGCAGUGGACAGAGGUCGACACUUCUACAGAAAGUUGGUGCAAUGUCAUCCAGGUGUUGA
Strongylocentrotus purpuratus (purple sea urchin) is the source of this 2397-nucleotide messenger RNA. RefSeq names its product gem-associated protein 4. NCBI's taxonomy places the organism in Eukaryota, Metazoa, Echinodermata, Echinoidea, Camarodonta, Strongylocentrotidae. Gene Ontology annotation, biological process: rRNA processing; spliceosomal snRNP assembly. Bases 469 to 2397 code for a protein of 642 amino acids. The transcript has 13 exons. The record is from RefSeq and is a predicted model, not a curated record. Gene Ontology annotation, cellular component: SMN complex.